AUCUUACAUUAUUAAAUAACGAUUUAUUUACAGUACUAUACAAAAACGAGCAUUUUUGGGAUCUCGUAUUAGGUAAAUAUGCAUUAAAUACUAUCAAUACAGAAACACAUACAUUAUCUUAUAUCGCUAGUAUUACACAUAUUCGAUCAAUUCGUUAGCCAUAAUUUAUUAGUCUAUUUUAGAUCUUUGUAGUCCUUUGAUUAAUAUCAUAUUUAACAAGCAAGUAUUUAUUUUUAGAUUUUUCAGUGAAUGUGCCAAAGAAGACUAUUAUGUUUCUAGUAAAUAUGAAAGAAAGAAUUCCCGUUUUUUGUGUAUAUAUUGCUAUGUUGUAUACAUAUAUUCGUAUAUGUACAGAUUAAUAUUUUGGACGGACGAUAGAUUAUACUACAGCAAUGUUUAUUUCAUAUUUAUUGUCUAUUAUAUUUUGUUUAUUCAACAAAUAUUUGUGAGAUAAAAUGUUCGAAAUAACUUUUGAUUUACAUAAUAAUUAUCGUAGCAAUAUUAUAACAACAAACAGAAAUAAUACUUUCAUUCAGGAUUAACAUAAUUUUUAAAAAAGAACUUGUUUCUGAAUGCCAAUACAAAAAUCUUUUAUAUAUACGGAGAAAAAAAUGUACCUGUCUUUUUCGAGAAUUCCAUUUAGAUACAAAAGUUUCACUUUGUCGAAAUGACUAGUUUUAUUUGAUCAUACGUUCUUUACAUUUAAAAAAUCAAUAUAAUGUGCUCGAGUGUUUCUAUAUGAAUUUAAUUAUUUAAAAUGAACAUAAAGCGUUCUUGCAAUAUCAAUGUGCACAUAAAAUAUGCUGUUGAGCCAAUGGAAAUGCAAUUACUGUUUGUGCUUCGUUUGCAGAAUCAUCUACAUGCCAUUCCAGCAUACAACGAAAAUAUAGAAUCUAAUGGAAUGUUUUAUAAUAUAUGCAUUUACAUAUUAUCUUUAAUUAUUUACUUGAUAAUCGUAUUUUUUAUAACGUCUCAAUCAAUUAUUUUAUUUUACAGUAAACGAAAAAAAAAUGAACGGCUGAGAAAUUUUUUAAUUUCUUAUAGUUCGUUACAGUAAAUGAUAAUACACAUUUAUCGAAUAUUGAAAAUAUUAAUGAAUAACGAGAAUGUAUGUAUAAAUGAAAUACAUGCGAAAUGUAUGCAUCGUACGUGUUAUGCAUGCAUCUUUAUAUUAAACAAUUUACGAAUUAAAAUUUUCUCAUGAUUUUUUUCUUACGAAUUUAAAACAUCGGCAAUAAAAAUAAUUUCUUUGUGUAAUUAUACGACAUGUUUAUAUUAUUAUUUUAUAUCAAUCUUUCGAUAAUUUCACGAAGAAGUUAUUUUGUUAUUAAUAUUAAUCAUAAACAUAUGGCAAUAUACAUACAUGUGAGUAUUUCCAGAAUCGAUAAAUUCAAUAAUUACAUUUGUAAUAUGCGAUCUUCUAUAAUUCUACGAAAUAUACGAUCGUAUUUAAUUUGAACAUACUGUAUGAUAACGAGUUAUGCAAUGUAUUUAUAAUGUAAUAUUUGUAUAAAUAAAAUAUCACUGAUUCCUCAUAUUAAUAAUAAUGAUCCCUUCGAUUAUAUUAACUUCGUAUAAUAAUGCUAAUAAAUCAUAGCAUAGAAUUUUUAUCAUCGCAAAUUUAUUUUAUUGAAUUUGGUCCGUGCUAUAGAAUAGUCGCUGUCUUUUUUUUUCCUCCUACGUUGCAGCCUUCUUAAACGCACGUCCUAUAAUUUCGAGAUUGCUCAAUAACACAGAAAUACUUGAAGAUAUAAAAAUAUUACAAGAAGAAAGAAAUCUUUUAAAUUCACAAUACACAUAUCAAUCAAUUUACAUCGUUUGAAAGAAAUAAUUAAUCUGUUACCCGAUAAUCUCAAUGCAACGCAAAUCUCAUUAUCGUGUCGGUGUAUCAUUAAAAUACAUCUAAACACGUAGAUAUAGGUCCUUGGCGCCGGAAAAAAGAAGAAAAGAAAAGGAAAAAAAAAGAAAAAGUAAAGAAAAGAAAAGAAAAGAAAAGAAAAGAAGACGAAGAGAAGAAUGUAUUCUGCAAAGGUGAUUACAUCGCAUCGCGGUUAUGUAAUAGUGACGGCUACUGAAAGACUUUCGCAGGAGACCGCCAAAAAUGUCCUGGCUGCUGGGAGGUUCCGCGCGCAAAACCGCACGUAGAGAAGAGGAGGCAUUACUGGUAGCUGAGGUGGUAACGGUGAUGUUGUUGGUGGUAGUGGUGGUGGUGAUGAUGUUGGUGGUGUGCUGCCGCUGGAGAUGAUGAUGAUGAUGAUGAUGAUGAUGAUGAUGAUGAUGAUGAUGGUAGUGGUGGUGGUGGUGGUGAUGAUGGUGGUGGUAGUGGUGGUGGUGGUAAUAGUAGUGGUAGUGGUACUAGUACAUCGCGAUGGCGGUGGUAGAAGAACAUGACUGCUGGAUCGUGACCCAGCGGAGCGGGGCGAAGAAAGGAGUUAGAGAGAGAAACUGAGAGAGAAAGAGAAUUAAACGAAAGAGCUUCAAACUGGAGAGACAAAGAAAGAAAGAGAAAGAGAGAAAGAAAGAGAGAAAGAGAUGACAGGAAAGCGCAAUGGUUUGUGCGGGUGGAAGAGGAGAGAAAGAGGAGGACAAGGUGGAGGUGGUCUAUCGGUGGUGGUAGUGGUAGUGGUGGUGGUGGUGGUGGUGAUGGUGGUGGUGGUGGAGGUAGUGGUGGAGGUGUUGGUGGAGGUGGUAAUGGUGAGGAGGAGGUAGGAGAUGCAGCCUCCGCCAGUAUCCACGUGUUCAGUGUAGUAGCGCGUUAUGACCCGGAUGUUAGAUCGUAGCUGCAGUUUCGCGAGAACCUGCCGACCCGGAUGUCCCGCUCGACGUCUACCGCUGAUCAACAGCUAAUGUCCUCCUGGCCACCAAAAUAUGUUCAAUCGGUAAGUCCGAUAUUGGUAUCGUGCUGUUUACUUUUCACUCUAGAGUCUUUCAUCAUCGAUAUAGUCGGGAAAUUCACGAUCUAAGAAUUUCGAUGGUAGACGAGGAGGGGGGGAGGAUAUAGAUCUUUCUGUCGUUUCUCAGGAUCUAUUCACUUUUUUAUAAUAGUAUUUACUUUUCACGAUAUUGAUAACGAAGGGUAGUUUAAAGAAUAACUUUUUCGCGGGAAUCUUUCUUUCUAGAUCUUUCCAUUUCGAAAUGGUAGAUACAAGUUGACAAUAAAAAAGGAAGCGACAACCGACGGAUAAUCGUUCGAUAAGUAGAAUUCUUAACUCUUAUGUCUGUCCUUACUCACUUAGUAUCACUUGGUCGAGGCGAGCGUAGAUAUUCCUGAGUAAUUUCGCUCGCGAUUGUGCGAGUUAGAAUUUUCGUCGUAUACGCCGUUACUCGUGGUUAAAGGAAAUUCGAGAUUGAGAAAUUUUCGAGUAAGAGAUAUAAAAAAAAAAAGAAAAAAGCAUGAAAAGAAAAAUAAAAAAGAAAAAUAAAAAAGAAAAAUAAGAAAAAUAAUACAAAAGAAAAAUGGAAGAACGUUACUCGAUGGGCGCGAAAAUGCGAACGCGGCAAUCGCGAUGGAACGUAUGUUUAGUGGUAACGCAUCGGUGUGUGCUUGAAGGAUAGAUGCGAGCAAAUCGACGAAAGGCGCCAGCAAACUACGAAGGGACCUGAUAAAUGCCGAAAUCGCGAAUUUACGUGAUCUACUCCCGCUACCGCCCUCGACACGGCAGAGACUUUCUCAGUUGCAACUUAUGGCCUUGGUCUGCGUCUUUCUGCGAAAAGCCAACUACUUUCAACAAGGUGUUUGGGGACGAACAUAUGCAUAACCAUGUAUGAAAGACGAGGGGUCGCAAGGGAGGAAGGGAGGUUACUCUGUAGACGGACCAAAAAUACCGGACGUAGCGUAUUUCGCUUACGCCCUGAAGAAUUGCCCGUCAGAAUCAUCGAACAUGCCAACGCCGAACAUUGGAUUCUCGAAAUGCAUACAAUUCUUUCAGGCUAUGUCCGGAUUUAUCAUGAUGAUGACGCAACAAGGAAAAUUAUUGUACAUAUCGGAAAACGCUGCGGAAUACCUCGGGCAUUCGAUGGAGGAUCUGCUAAUUCAUGGGGAUAGUGUUUACGACGUGAUAGAUAAACAGGACCAUAUCGUAGUUCAAAAUCAAUUGGCAAGAAACAGUCCGGCACCGAACGAUAGAAGGCUCUUCCUUUGUCGGAUCAAUGUAUCAAGAAAUUCUCGGAGACAGCUUCGUUUCGGUGAUCAAAAGGUCGUUCUCGUGGAGGGUCAUUUUUUACCUUUCGUUCCUGUUUGUAAUCGUAAUGAAUUCGUUUUUCUGGCAUCUUGUACACCGGUAGUCUUACCAGAAACUCGAGAAAGUAUCGUUCAAGGGGCCACAAAUAUCUUCACUACGAUUCACUCUAUGGAUAUGAAGUACCUGCACAUUGACAAAACGGCGGAAAGUCAUAUGGAGUAUAAUCGUUCGGAGCUCGUUGGUGUUUCGUGGUACAAUCUCUUACAUUGGGAUUCGAUACGAACGGCUUAUUGCAAACACCAAACAGGUAAAAUUCUUUCGAAUUCUGUUAAAUAUAUCUUCUCUUUCGUUAUUUAUAGAACCCGUGCGAAUCUUCGAUAUCUUUUAGUUAUACAAUCCGAUCAAGAACGAUCGAGUACGGCAUUGUUGAGGCUACAAAGUCGUUCCGGAAGGUGGUUUUGGGUUCAUUGCGUUCUCCAAGUUAAGGAAACGUCGGAAGAGUGUCAGCAUCCUAUAAUCGUGUGCACCAAUCAAGUAUUAAGCGAUCGAGAGGCUGAAGUGAUGCGAUCAAGUUCAUGGUUGUAUCAAUAUUCUUCUCAAGCUAAAUUUACCUACGGUAUAUGUUCAACCGGUCAGACACGCGGGGUGCAAUAUACCGUCGGAACACAAGGUAGUGGAUCGCAGCAACAACAGGAGUAUGUACGUUCGUCGUCAUUGGGACACGGUAGCGACGCCGAGCAGUCCCCGUCGAUUUGCAAUUUGGAUCAAGAAUCUCAUAGAUCCACUAAGACGGAACCUGUCGAUUAUCCAACCAGAUUGCCUUGGGACGAUGUCGAACCGGUCGACAUGUCCAUCGGUAGUGCCCAAGAACACGAUAACAGAAGUCUUCAAUUUCAUUCUCAACAUGGCAAUCAUCAUCACGGGCUUGGACAAUUCUCCGGUAGAUACCAUAAGUCCCAUCAAAAAAGUACUUUGCAUUUGGCGGGAUACAGAGCGAAGUUUGUGCAGUAUCACGGGCAGUUUAGCAGCGGCACGGACACUCCGAAAUAUUACAUCACCGAUCUGGACAAGGAAUACGGAUGUACCGAUCAGCGGAGUACCGUCCACAAACGACUCCCUACGAAAGUUUUACCAGCAUCGAUAACCGUUGGCUCGACCGCCGAGCCAGUCGAGUCCUCGACGGAACAUUGGAGUUCCAGUCCGGCAUGGUCAGACGCAUUGCAGAGGGUCCCGGACGUGGUUCAUCAGGAGCUAAGUCCAUAUAUCACGACACCGACGACUCCUGCGGACACACCAGAUUCCGACUUACAUUCCGAGGCACCGAUAUUCAAUUUCGACUGGGCCGGAGAACAACACGUGCCGAAUCUGAAGAUAACAUUCCGUAGUUCGAAUCACGAACCGAAAGAUGUUCAGGACGUUCAGCCUAUUACUCUACAACUACCCCGUAGAAAGGGCCAUUCCGGUGACGAGUCGAAGGAUUUCGCCAAGUGAAUGUCCUUUUCUUUUUAGUUAGACCAAUCUCUCUUUAAUUUAACGACUUUCACGCGGCUGAUAUUCUCCGACGGCCAUUUAUAUAAUCUUUUUCUAAUACGAUUGUAGUUUAUAAAUUUAACGGUGCUGUGGAUGGCCGAGUAUAUUUUUGUUUACUCGUUGUCAGCGAUUAAUCUAAUCGGUGAAGUAUUGAUCUGUGCCUUUUAGAUUUUAAUGGUAUAGUUCUCUUAAUAACCGGACCACCACCUUUCGGCUUGCUUACGAUUCUUAAACGAAUUGCACGUGCAAGCGAAGGACAUGUCCAACUUAGGGCUCAUUUUUAAGUAGGAAUAUUGGUAGUUAUACGCGUUCAGAAGGAAGCGUGCAUUUCACCAUGCACAUGUAAGUAAAGUAUAUUAAUGCGAUAAUGCGAAGAAACUUAGAUUUUUGCGUGAGAAGGGUGCACGAUCGAUUAACGAUUAGAGGGACAACAUUUUUGUAGGUAUCGAAAUGAAAGGAGGGGAUAAUAAGAUCGAAAUGACAAUAAAAAUCAAUGUAUCGUUGCAUAGUUACCUUAUCACGAAAAAUAUGACGACGAUGACGACGACGACGACGACGACGACGACGACGACGACGACCAUGACGACAAUACUACUACUACUAUUACUACUAUUACUAUUACUACUCUACUACUGCUACUACUACACUACUACUUCUACUACUGCUACUACUACACUACUACUUCUACUACUACUACUACUACUACUACUACUACUACUACUACUACUACUACUACUACUACUACUACUACUACUACUACUACUACUACUACUACUACUACUA
This is a messenger RNA of Vespula vulgaris, 6494 nucleotides long. It is a transcript of the gene dysf, whose product is annotated as PAS domain-containing protein cky-1. Gene Ontology annotation, molecular function: protein dimerization activity; DNA-binding transcription factor activity, RNA polymerase II-specific; RNA polymerase II transcription regulatory region sequence-specific DNA binding. Bases 3765 to 5672 code for a protein of 635 amino acids. The transcript is spliced from 9 exons. Gene Ontology annotation, biological process: regulation of transcription by RNA polymerase II. Lineage: Eukaryota; Metazoa; Arthropoda; Insecta; Hymenoptera; Vespidae. The record is from RefSeq and is a predicted model, not a curated record.